Linum trigynum is the source of this 1289-nucleotide messenger RNA. NCBI's taxonomy places the organism in Eukaryota, Viridiplantae, Streptophyta, Magnoliopsida, Malpighiales, Linaceae. The record is from the annotation of a GenBank genome assembly.
UACAUCAAUUUAUUUAUGCCUCGUGCUAUUUCUCCAAAAUAAAAUAAAAAAUGAAAGCCUCGUGCUCUAUAUUUUCACAUACAAAAAGUGCAACUGUGAGCAACAAAAACAACAAACAAAUUGUUUGCGAUGUAGUAAAAACAGAGAUCUGUAGGAUUGUUCGCUCGACAACUACCACAUUUAAAGCCGGUACCAGUAGCAGAUCAUCAUCAUUAUCAUUCAUCAACUACUCACACUGCAUUUUCUCUCUGUCGAUCCCCUUACCAUAUUAUCCCUCACGCUUUCUAGUUCGAUUCAUCUCUCUGUUGAAGACAGACCCCAAGAAGAGGAGGAAAAAACCCAACAGGCAAUGGCUUCCCCACCAUUCCUCCCAUUGCUCCUUCUCCUCUUGUCUCUGCUACUCCUCUCUCCACCUCAAUCUUAUUCUUACGAGUCGGACAAGGUGAACCUGACCCUGUAUUACGAAACAGGUUGCCCCUACUGCCGCGACUUCAUCAUUCAUCCUCUAGCCCAAGCCAUGGGUUCCGAUCUCGUCAACAUCGUCAAUCUCAGGCUCGUCCCUUGGGGCAAUGCCUACAGCAUUGGCUCCACAAUCGUUUGUCAACACGGUGAAGAUGAAUGCUUGCUCAACAGAAUACACGCCUGCAUAAUUGCCGUCGCGAGGCAACCUUACAUGUUCGACAUCAUCAAGUGCACCGAAGAACAAGAAGAGCAACAAGCAGCUAAUAAUAUGAGUAGUAACCCAUCAGCUGUAUGGACUUAUUGUGUCGACAAGCUGCAGUUUCCAAAAUCACCCAUCGAGCAUUGCUCCAAUAGCGGGAUGGGGGAAAAGCUGCUGCUGAAGUAUGGCUACGACACUACCCAUCUGAAGCCGCCACUUCGAGGUGUACCCUGGGUAACUGUCAACGGGAUCCCUCUGGCUCAGGAGUACAAGAAGUUUGUGUCAUAUGUCUGCAACGCGUACAAAGGCAAGUCGCUGCCCAGUGCUUGCAGGAAGAGUAGUCACGACACCGAGAAGAGUAGUAAUGAGGAACAUAUGUGCUACAGAGCAUAAUGCUCAAAGUAAAAUUUUGCUUAGCCUUGUGAGGCUUCCUAUCAGUCCAGAAAAGUAACAACCUUGUGAACUAGGAGAUAUCAAUAGUUGGUUGAGAUUACUAAACUAGAUGGAUUUAGAAGUUAUGCAACAACCAGUCAGGAUUGUUACCUGUGAGUUUCUAUCAAUCUAUUGUUUUCUGGUAUGAAUCUGGUAGAAAAACCAUGUAUUUGCAGAAUACAUGAUAUUACACACA